Molecule: messenger RNA, 1374 nt
Organism: Phytophthora sojae
Lineage: Eukaryota; Oomycota; Peronosporomycetes; Peronosporales; Peronosporaceae
Product: putative SET-domain transcriptional regulator protein, Zn-binding site
Exons: 1
Coding region: 1-1374 (457 amino acids)
Cellular component (GO): nucleus
Molecular function (GO): protein binding
Source: RefSeq, a predicted model, not a curated record
AUGAGUGGCAAGCCGAGUGCGACCGUGCAGGCGGCCUUCGGGCUCUUCGACGACGACAGCAGCGACGAGGAGGUGGCUGCGCCCGUCGUGCAGCCGCACGAGGUCGUGCACAUCGUGUCCGCAUCCGCUGCGGCUUCUUCCAGCGCGAAGGAGGCGGAGGACGAGAAGACGCAAGUCUCGCGCAGUCUGUACGCGCCUUGGGACGACGUCAAGCCCCUGGCGGUGGGGCCCAUCGACCUGGCCACCAGCUUCAAUGGCGUCGGAGGAUCGCGAGGCUACGUGGCCACGCGCGACCUGCAGCCGGGCACGCAGGUGCUGGUGGAGCAGGUGUAUGUGCCCUGGCCCAGCGAUGUGGACACUUCGGACCCGGAGUUCUUCCUGGCCACGAUGGAGUCGGUGCUGUCCAGACCCGACUACGCGGACAUCAUGGGCCACAUGAGCCACCUGUACCCGGAGAAGCUGAGCGAACUGCCCGAGGAGCUGUUGGCGGCGGGCAGGGAGAAGUACGGCCCGCAGGUGGACGAGCUCUGCAGGAACUUCAGCGAGCUGGCGCUGGUGCACGACCAGGUGCUGCAGAACGUGUUCGCUAUGCAGUGCAACGCCUUCGACAGCGGAGUUUUCCUGUACAACGCCAUGUUCAACCACGACUGCAACCCGAACUGUGUCAAGUUCACGCCCGAGGACGCUGGAGCGGAAGGAGGAGUGUCGGAGGUGCGCGUAGCCAGACCCAUCGCCAAGGGCGAACAGCUCACGAUAUCGUACUUGUACCCGCGCGAGCAGAGUCGUGAGAACCGCCAGAAGAAUCUGUGGGAGCAGUUCGGCUUCGAGUGCAGCUGCGAGCUCUGCAAGCGAGGUGACAGCGUGCUGCCGCCGCCGGCGUCUGCGGCGGAUGAUAAUGACGGCUCCAAGCUUGGGAUGCAAGACCUGGAAAAGGUGCUGGUCGGUGCUGAGGAGAUUAUCAAGACCAACCCCGAGAGCGCUGCUGCGGCUCUGUCGGUAGCGCUUGAGACUCUGUCGGACGCACUCGAAAUCGUGGCCCACGACCACUUGGUAUUUAUGCGCAUCCACAAGCUGGUAGCGGACUCGUGCGACCUGUUGCUGCGAGCGAAAACCGAGCGGGUGUGUGAGUACUCGAUCCUGUUCCUGCGUAGCAGCUAUGAGCUGCUCGAGCUGCAGCGAACGUACCUCAACGCAGACCACAUUGACCUGGCGCGAACGCUGAAUGACGUGAGCCAGGGCAUCCAGUUGCUGCUCUCGUACGACCCGAAGGUGCUGCUCACAGAGUUUCCGGAGUGGAAAGACUUUCGUCAGGCCUCGGUGGUGGAGAACCAGUAUCGCCAAGAGUAUAGACGGCUAAAGCGGAUGUACGAAUAG